Fonsecaea multimorphosa CBS 102226 is the source of this 2991-nucleotide messenger RNA. RefSeq lists its product as uncharacterized. Gene Ontology annotation, molecular function: mRNA binding. NCBI's taxonomy places the organism in Eukaryota, Fungi, Ascomycota, Eurotiomycetes, Chaetothyriales, Herpotrichiellaceae. The transcript has 4 exons. Bases 1 to 2991 code for a protein of 996 amino acids. The record is from RefSeq and is a predicted model, not a curated record. Gene Ontology annotation, cellular component: cytoplasm. Gene Ontology annotation, biological process: post-transcriptional regulation of gene expression.
AUGGCUUUCUCAAAUACACUUAGUGGCCGCAUGGAAGAACUACGUUUCCCCAACCUGCGGUCUCCAGACGCCGAAAGCCCAUACAGUUCGAAUGGCUCCUCAACCCGAGAACAAAAUCCAUUCUUCGCCAACAUGCACUCCUCAUCCAACGACGCUCGCGCGAGCCUCCAACGUCGCUUUACAACGGACUCGAGUAAGAUGCCUGUGGCCAGACCGUUUGGUCAGCAAUACACGUCCAUGAGCUCCGCAGCGGCCAAAAACAAACAAAUGUACGAAGACAUCCAGAAUGCUAAGCGCAAGGCGGAGGAGCAGUUGCGGCUUUUGGAGCUACAGGAACGAAGCCUUCAGAUGGGAGCCACUACUCAGGACCUUGAGCGGAUCUCUACCCGUGUGAAUCGGAUCAGUCUCAACGGCCCUGUUAGCGAACCCACAACUCCUCCAGAGUACGCCGAAAGUGGCUUCAGCAACCGAUUCUCGCGCUCUAGCAGACUGUCUAUGAACAGUAUCAUUUCGCCUCCAGGGCUCAGCAAGCGAGUCUCUCAAUCUAGCUCUCAAGUCACCUCUCCUCCACCAAAUCGUCUUUCAGGCAACGGCAUGUACACCCAAUCUCAGAAGCCAUCUGCCAAAUCAGUGCCGGGAUCUCGAAGAGGCUCUGACGAAGACGAAUACUAUCCCGAGGAUUUGCCCACCACUCGAGCUGCUGCUUCGUUGAAUCGCUUCUCUAUGCCAGUCAAUAGCAGUCGUCAUCCACAACGCCUUAGUGUGAGUGGCACUGGAGGCAAUUCAUUUGGUCUUGCAAACACCACCAGCUUUCUCUUUGACGAGGAUGAUGACAAGCUCAACCCGCUUGACUUGACUUCUCCUAUUGCAAAAGCUUUUGCGCAGCUUGAGGGUGACGACACCUUUCCAACUCUGACGAGUGACGGUCUCAAGCUUUCUGCCAACUCUGCUGCCUUGGAUCUUGCAAACUCCAAGACACCAGACCUUGACUGGACUCUUGGAUCUCGUUACAGACCAGCUCAUCAGAGCAUGCCUCAUACAGACUCUUCCAUGUAUAGACCUGUUCUUGCCAAUCUCAACAACAUCAGCAGCCCACCUGCGGACCGUCCGGCGGAUCUGACGCGUCGCAAGUCUCAGCGCCAUUCCAUGGGAGUCACUUUUGAAGACACUGCGCCUCUGCCUGCAAGUCUGACUGUCUCUCGGCCCACGUCUCUCCAAACUUCUUACUCAACCAACGACGUCCCAACAGUCAAGAAAUCUUUGACCUUGGACACUGUUCCCACCCCUCCCAAGACGCAAGCAGAGCAGCAGUUCCACAACCACAACGUCAGUCUGGGACGGAUUCCUGCGAACGCAGUGAACAAUCGUCAGAGCAGAGAAGUCGCCAACGGAUCUGUCAAGCUGGAAGACAAAGCCAUGUCUGCGGCCCCAUUGUCAAGCUUGCACGCCAGCGCAGCGCCGUUCAACGCGUCUUUCACCACCACCUCAGACGCCAACGCGGUCUCCAACGCGAUGGCCUUGGCCAGUCCAACCUCGACAUAUCCAGCCCCACAACCCUACAUGUACAAUAUGCAAACUUUCAACGUCAACCAGAUGAAUCCCCAAGCCUCCGGUGCCGGACCCAUUCAGCCCUUUGGCCAGUCUCAAGGGAUCUAUGGUAUUAGCAAUACGUAUUCCGGCCCUCAACGUUCAGGCACUGGUCGCCGUAACCAUGGUGAUGAAGCUCGAUUCAACAAUGUCCCGCUUGAGUCAUAUCGAGGAAAUCUGUAUGAGCUUUGCAAAGACCAACAUGGUUGUCGCUACCUCCAGCGCAAGCUUGAAGACGGCAACGAGGAGCAUAUCCAAGCCAUCUUUGUGGAGACCUGUCCUCAUAUCAUCGAGCUGAUGACCGAUCCCUUCGGUAACUACCUCUGCCAGAAGCUGUUUGAGCAUUGCAACGAGGAGCAGCGCACUACUUUGAUCAACACUGCCGCACCAGCACUUGCAACUAUUGCUCUUAAUCAACAUGGAACCCGCGCUCUUCAGAAGAUGAUUGAAUUCGUCCACACUCCAUCCCAAGUCGACACCAUCAUCCAAGCAUUGUCUCCUCGUGUGGUCGAGCUUGUUCAGGACUUGAACGGCAACCACGUUGUCCAGAAGUGCCUCACUCGUCUAGGAGCCGAACGUUCUCAGUUCAUCUACGAUGCAGUUGGCAACUUCUGUGUCAUUGUGGGCACUCAUCGUCACGGAUGCUGUGUCCUCCAGCGCUGUAUCGACCACGCCCAGGGCUUUCAGCGAGCUCAGCUCAUCGCCAGGAUCACUCACUGUGCCUUUGAUCUUGUCCAGGACCCGUUUGGCAACUAUGUUGUCCAAUACAUCCUCGACUUGGACGAAGCCGCCUUCACCAAGCCGCUUUGCGAGAAUUUCUAUGGCCGGGUUCCAGCCCUGUCGAAGCAGAAAUUCAGCUCCAACGUCAUCGAGAAAUGCUUGCGUACUGCCGACACUGAUACCAAGCGAGCUAUGAUUGAGGAGAUGCUGAUGGGCAACGAGCUUGAGAAGAUGCUCCGCGAUUCCUUCGCCAACUACGUGGUCCAGACCGCCAUGGAGUAUGCGGACCCUGCCACCAAGAUGCGUCUUGUUGACUCCAUUCGUCCCAUUCUUCCCCUCAUCAAGCAAACUCCUCAUGGCCGCCGCAUUGCCAGCAAGAUUCUGGGCAAUGACGUUCCGGGUCGUGGCAGUGCGCCUGCCAACGACAACAUCCUCGCCAGCUUCAACAGUGGCCGCGCAAACAGCCGUCGCAAUGUUCAGAUUGUUGGUGGCGGCUUCAAUGGCAUUCGCACUUCCGACACGUACGGUCCUGCCGAUAAUGUCUCUGCUAAUGGAAACAACUAUGGUUUGAUGGAUCCAAAUGUCAACAUGUACAACGCGCACAAUUACGCCAACGAUGUCGGACCGAAUGGCUACGCGGGCUUCAUCAAUGGUUCAGUUGGCGGCUCCAACAACGUCAUUUGA